UCUUGUCACUCCUCAGCGACAUCUGUGGCUAUGGUAAGCCAGUGGGCACUGGCGACAGUUAAGACACCGGCGAUGCCCUCUCAUCUGGGACCCAGACACCUCCUCCCACUUCUCCCCAUCUUUCUUUCAUGCCUCCAGGGAACGGCUUGGCCACAUGAUUCCGGACGUGCUGCGGAUGACAAGUGUCCCAGCGCUGAGUGGAACCACAUGUGUCGGGGCUGUUGUGAGUACCACCUGAUACAGUGUAGAUGUCCCUCUCGGGGGGCACUGGUGGGCUAUUCAGUUCCCUGCUGCCGCAACGAACUGGAUCAGUGUGACCCCUGCAUCAUCCACCCUGGAUGCAGUCUGUUUGAGAACUGUAAGACCUGCCACAAUGGCACCUGGGAAGCUCAGGACGAUUUCUUCCUCCGAGGGAGAUUCUGUACGGACUGUCGUCAGGGCUGGGCAGGUGGUGACUGCAGAACAUGUGGAGGGGUGAUUCACAGAGCCCAGGGUCACGUGACGCUGGAUAGUUACCCCAUCAAUGCCCGCUGUGAGUGGAGACUGCAGGUGGAGGGAGGCCAGAACGUAGAGCUCAGGUUCUCCAUGCUCGAUCUAGAGCCGGACCACAACUGUCGCUACGACUACGUGGAGCUGCGCGACGGGGACCACCUGAGCUCCCCUGUCAUUGGACGGUUUUGUGGGAAUGAACUGCCUCCACCAAUUACAACAUCUGGAAGCAAGCUACACGUCCUAUUUGUCUCAGACGGCUACAACAACUUCGAUGGCUUCUUUGCAACUUUUCAGGAGAGCUCAGUUGCCAAGACUCAGAAGUGUGUGUUGCCGGCGAGGCCCAUGAACGGGAACCUCCUCCCGAAAUAUGGGACGGAGGGGGAGCUCCUGGCCGUCCAGUACCUGUGCCACCCCCCCUACUCACUAAUUGGCUCCCUGCAGAGGACCUGCCUCCCCAACGCCACCUGGAGUGGCACCGCGCCAGCCUGUGGAACGGCAGGCCGAGGACCUGUCGGAACCGGUCAGAGGGGUGCUGGGUCAGACCCGGUCAGCAGGGCGUGCCCACCCCCACCCAGGCUUCACCACGGCUACGUCCGUCUAGCCGUGGGUUCUGGUGGAGGUCCGGACACUGUGGAGUACUUCUGUGACACCUCCUAUGUCCUGAGGGGAGGCUCCAGGAGCACGUGUCUCCUGAACGGCUCAUGGAGUGGCCCACGCCCGCUUUGCGUGAGAGCCUGUCGAGAGCCUAAGGUAUCUGAGCUGGUGAGACAAAAGGUUGUGAAAGCCCCAGCCAGGCCCAAGGUCGACAACCCCAUCAAGCCUGGCCUGGAACCAUCACCCUCAGGGCCUCCGCCCAGCAGAGGAAACCCCGCCACGGGCGAAUUGCCCCACGGUUUCCACCACCUUUCCACCACCAUUGAGUAUGAGUGUAUCUCGCCCCUUUACCAGCACUAUGGCAGCCCACGGCGCACCUGUCUAAAGACGGGCAAGUGGAGUGGGCGUCAUGUCUCCUGCUCACCAGUGUGUGGUCGACUCCCAGCAGCCUUCAGCCCGGGGAACAUCACUGACAUCUUCUGGCCCUGGCACACAGCUGUCUACCUGCGCUCCACCAGCACCCGCCGUCCCGGCCCCGGCCUACAGGGGGCACCAUCUGAGGCCCCUGCUCCCUGGCAGCUGAUGUGCAGCGGAGCUCUUGUCACCCAGCUCCACGUGGUGGUGGCAGCACACUGCCUGCUGGCGUCAGAAGGUGGCGAGCCGCGACGCCUGGAUCCGGCCGACAUCAGAGUGGUGACGGGAGCGGCCAACUCGGGCCAAGUAAAGGCACUGCAGCGUCUGCGGGUUUCCUCUGUCCUGGCCCAUCCAGACUUUGAUCCUGUGACACUGGAUUCAGACCUGGCUGUUGUGAGGUUGCAGGACAAGGCCAAGAUCAGCGAAUGGGUGCUGCCCGUGUGUCUGCCCAGAAUGCAAGGCGGCGAGCUGACCACUCUGCAAGGUUACACCACUGGCUGGCUCCUUGCACCAGACCCACCACCCAGAUCCAAACCGGGCACAGAUCCUGUGAGAUCCUGGACCAGGAUGCUCGAUGUUGGGGACGUGAUGCAGUGUGAGAGGCAGUUUGCUCAGAGCGGGGUCCACGUCACCCUUACUGAUAAUAUGCUCUGUGCAUUGCGCCACCCUCUCAAUCCUGUCAGGCAUUGUGCAGACAUCGCAGUCGCCCAGUCUCCCGCCACUAAACCUUUGCCGGGUUCCGCGGGGGGACAGAGGGACAAUGGAGUUGUCUGGGAGCUUCUGGGUUUAGCGAGUUUCGGCCGUGAGAAGUGGAACUGCGGGCCAGGGCAUCACACGGUUCACACGCGGGUGGACAACUUCAGGGACUGGAUCCAGGAGAACAUCCGGUAGAUCUCUGGAGACGUGGACUCGCGUUUCCCCCACUUGUCAGCCACCGUCAUUGACAAUCAGUUUCAUCAACUCGCAACUCACUUGCCAUGCAGGUUACCAAAAAUAGAUAACAAGGCUAAGUGCUUGGCAGCGUAUUCAGCUGAGCCGAUUUCAGUCUACCUAAGACGAGAUGUGAGGAAGACAUUUGUCAUCCCUUGGUUGCUGGGUGUCUUGCAGAAUAUUUGUAGAAUAAUAACCAAGCACUAUUGUAAAUUAGUUUUUAUCUACCACCCGUCCACGGGAAAAGUUGUGACCUCUACAUUUCUUUUGUCAUUUGUUAGGUAAACUUAAAUAAUAUUUCACUCUGAUUUUAUUACUUAAUUCAAACACGUCGUAUUUCAUUAGACACAGGGCCAGAAUAAUAAUUACGCCCAUGCCAUAACCACGUCCUGGACUCAUCUGGGCUCAAGUAUCAGCUUUUUGUACGGUUUAACCAUUUCAGUAACAGAACGAUACAUUUUGCUCUUCAAUCUCAUGUAUGUAUAGUAUGUUUCCACGCAUGCACCGCCAUAUGUGUCACACAUGGAGCCCCUUGUAGGCAGUAGCCCCUGAAGAAGAAUGGGUGUGGCCCUGAUCGUCCGCGGUUCCGUGUGUGGGCCUGCGUGAGCCGCCGUGCAGGGUGUCAAACACAUGCUGUCGGUCAUUCAGAAACGCUUAGAGGAUUUGCCGUCCUGAUCCCCGGUUGCCUCAGAGCCAGACACCUCUGCUCGCCCCCGGCUUCUCGGGACAGCGCGCCCGAACAAUACUGCGUUAAACCGUUGCAAUUGUAAUCCAUUGGCUUUUCAUGACCCCUCUCUCCUCGCCUCCUUCUCGAAACCCCAACGGAGGAUGUUUGAAGGGUCCAACCUCUGUCUCAUCCAAUUGGUGUUCAGAUGGAAGCGAGGGGCGAUGCCGGGAACGAAUUAAAUUGAGAUUCUUCCCGUGUAUGUUACCCAGCAGCUUGUGGAGACGCCGCCAUACCUACUGUGGAUAGAAAGAAAACGUGUGGUUGAGACGAUAGGUUUAACAUGUGCAUUAUCAGUGAUUCACAUAAUACAAAAUAAAUAAAUAAAAAUCC
Messenger RNA from Esox lucius (northern pike), 3487 nucleotides. It is a transcript of the gene pamr1a, whose product is annotated as inactive serine protease PAMR1. Gene Ontology annotation, molecular function: serine-type endopeptidase activity. Gene Ontology annotation, biological process: proteolysis. Bases 31 to 2391 code for a protein of 786 amino acids. Lineage: Eukaryota; Metazoa; Chordata; Actinopteri; Esociformes; Esocidae. The transcript is spliced from 11 exons. The record is from RefSeq and is a predicted model, not a curated record.